AUGUUUUGGAUAUUUGGCAUAUAUUUGCUAUGGCAACGAGAAUAUUGCUCUUACAUAGAUUUUUUUCCUACCGCUUUUCCGGAAUGGUUAUCGAGAUAUCCCGAUGACAAGUUGACUGAAGAAAGAGGGAAAAGUAGCAUAAUUUACGAAGAGGAAGAAGGAGAGGACGGAAACCAGGAGAACGAUAAAUUUACGCGUCACCUAAUUAUGAAUAUGGCAGCUGGAGGAGUUGAGUUACGGAAAUUGUUUUUUGUGCUGAUAUUUUUGGUGCUGGCCGCAUUCAGUAAUUGGAUAGCCUUGGCUUAUAUCCAUGAUUUCGUUGGAAGGGAAGCCUUGCCUGAUAUUGUCUUUUCAGUAAUGCCAGAAUUGUUAUGGACAUUAAAAAUUGGUGAUUCAAUGGUUACACUUUGUUCGACUUCUUUUUUUACCUUACUUUUUCUUCAUAAAAAUCGUUUAAUUAUCAUUCAACGAAUUGCUUUUAUUGUGGCUUGUCUAUAUACAAUGCGGACAAUAUCACUGCUGUGUACACAGUUACCUCCCGGUUAUAUUGAUAAUAAUAAGCGUUGCCGAAGUCCAAGUAAUCAUACAGGUCAGCAAUGGGAUAUUAUUGUAUGGCGUGUCUUAUCACAAGCAGCAAAACUUGGAUUUCAGGAUAUGGAUGAUGAAAUGUUAUGUGGUGAUUUAUUAUUCUCAGGUCAUACAUUAGCUAUGGUUGUGAGUUCGUUAGCAGUCGCUUAUUAUUUGCCUGAUUCAUUUAGAUCGCUCAGGUAUAUACCACGUAUGUUAUCUUGGAUCGGUAUGGUUUGCAUGGUUAUUAGCAGAACUCAUUAUACUAUCGAUGUUCUUUUUGCUUAUUGGCUAUCAACGGCUGUAUUUAGUAUUUAUCAUGCAUUCUGCGAAAUCGAUUUAACAAAUCGCAAAUUAUCAGUUCUUUAUCGAUUAUGGAUAAUGCAAAUUGUUGGUUGGCUAGAAGUUGAUAUCGCACCCGGAAGGAUAGAAAAUCGUUUCGAAUUUCCAUUACUUGUACGUCUCUAUAAAUGGUGGAGCAGCCCGUCAAGGAAUCGCUACUGUACUCAGAAUAAUGACUAUCACCAUCAAAAACAGCAACAAGUUCCUGUUUCAAGUGCACUGUCUAUAUGA
This is a messenger RNA of Cercopithifilaria johnstoni, 1140 nucleotides long. The record is from the annotation of a GenBank genome assembly. NCBI's taxonomy places the organism in Eukaryota, Metazoa, Nematoda, Chromadorea, Rhabditida, Onchocercidae.